AUGGCUACGUUUUACGAAGAGGACGACGGUGACGCAACGGAUUAUUCAUAUGGUCUAGAUGACAACAGCGAUGGGGAGUCUAGACCGACGGUAGUGCUCAUGGGCCAGAAG
Cylicostephanus goldi is the source of this 111-nucleotide messenger RNA. Lineage: Eukaryota; Metazoa; Nematoda; Chromadorea; Rhabditida; Strongylidae. The record is from the annotation of a GenBank genome assembly.